UUGUAGGCCGAAACUUAUGCCUCUGAAAUCCCUGACUACUCAGAAGUUAGAAAGUAUGAAUAAGGCAUCAGAUAACGAGGCCAAAAACUUGAAAUCCAAAACGGCGAAAGACGUUUGAUGGUAUUUUACGUAGCGGACGCGCCUGACAGAAAUGACUGUUGGACCAUUAGUUGUUGAUGUCGUUGUGACUUUUUUCCUAGCUUUUAGCAUCAUAUACAGAUAUAUUAAUUGGAGACGACAUCACGUUAUCGUAAAGUUCGCAGUGCUAACAGGAUGGUACUUUUCGUUCCUCAUAAUCUUCGUUCUUCCACUGGAUGUAUCAUCUACUGUGUACAGACAAUGCUUGAAAAAGAAUAAUGUCACAGAAUCUGAAAAUACUACUUCUACAGUCUGUCGUGAACCAUGGAGCUAUGUUGGAAACGAUCUGUAUUUACACCUCUGGCAUAUUGUCUAUUGGACAUCACAGUGCCUAACAUGGCUUGUACUGCCCUUAAUGCAGUCAUAUAUAAAAGCUGGGGACUUUACAAUCCGGGGUAAACUUAAAUCAGCUUUGAUUGAUAAUGCAAUAUAUUAUGGAUCAUAUCUCUUCAUAUGUGUCAUUCUUAUAAUAUAUAUUGCAGUAAGACCAAGCCGUUAUUUUUAUGGUCAGAAUCUGAAGACUAUUGCAUCAUCAGCCAGUAACACAUGGGGAUUAUUCCUGUUAAUUCUUCUUCUCGGUUAUGCUCUUGUGGCUGUUCCUCGAUCACUAUGGAAUGCGAGUAAGAAAGGUUAUUCUCUAAACUAUGCAUAUUUCAAAGCUGGAAAACUGAGUUUAGAGAAGCUUGAAGCUGAAGAAGCACUUGACGAUGUUUUGGAGACACUUUUGGGUGUUAAAAUGUCAGUAACACCAGGGCAUCCAUCGUAUAAAAAUGUAGAAACUAUUCUCCAAAAGCUUCCAAUGGAACUCCAGGACCGUAUGUGCCGUAGGCAACUUCCUGAUGAUGCCCCACUUGAUACACCAUCUGAAAAAGCAUUAGUUAGACUUCACAGACAGGUUCUAAAGACCUUACAAACAUAUCAUCGCACUGAGACACAGUGGACUAUUCUUGUGGAAAAAAUCUUUGAACUGGAAGACAUUGCAUACAAUCAAGAGAAUCGUGAUCAUGUAUUUAGGCCUACUUUCCGACCAGUGCGACCUGCAUUGCUGAAUUUGAUAUACACACCUACAAUUGAAUGGUACUGGAAGUGCGUGCUUCAGAACUAUAUUCUAAAACUGAUGGCAGUUGUCACUGGCUUGCUAUCCGUUGCUGUUGUUUGGUCAGAAGUUACUUUUUUUAACAAAGAACCAGUUCUGUCAUUGUUUGCAGAGUUCAUUAAUUUAGCAGCAGCAAGUUAUGAUUAUGCCACAAUAGAGGUUCUUUCAACAUUGGUCAUUGCAUACUUGUGCUAUUGCGCCUAUUCUACAGUUCUCAAGAUUAAAUUUUUAAACCUCUACUACCUUGCUCCACAUCAUCAGACAGAUGAAUAUUCACUUAUCUUCUCUGGAAUGAUGUUAUGUAGGCUCACACCACCUAUUUGCCUAAAUUUUUUGGGACUGAUCCACAUGGAUAGCCAUGUCAUAAAAACACACAUCAUGGAGACUUACUACACACAGGUAAUGGGACAUAUGGAUGUUGUGCCCAUUAUAUCGGAUGGCUUCAAUGUAUAUUUUCCUAUAGCCGUCCUGGCAUUUUGCCUUGCAACUUACUUUAAUGUUGGGUCUCGUAUUGUGUCAUGGAUAGGAUUUCACCAGUUUUUGGGUGAUGAAGAAACUGCAGACUUGGUUGCUGAUGGAAGAGCGCACAUAAGAAGAGAAAUGAGAAGACGUCAAAGAGUCGAAGACUCAGUAAAUCGUCGUAAAGCUUACGAAGAAAGGCUGCAAGACAGUACCCGAUACAGGUCAUCUCGAGAAGCUGCUGAUGAGAGAGUGCAACCUCUUCAUCGAGAAGAUUCAGGAGAAUCAGCUCGUGCCGUACUUCUGCGUGAUGUGGAACCUGUCGAUUAUGUAGAGACUGUGCCAGCAAGAAGAUUUACCCAAGGACGUAAUCAGUAUUACACCAAUGUUGAGUUAGAAUCAAAUGAAAAUAGUGUGCAUACACACACUGAUGACACGUUAUUGUAUCAGAAUGGCUCUGAAAGUGUUAUCGAACCUGCUUUUGGGUACCAGACAUCAAGAGAUAGACAUGGUCUUCCUCCAAGAGGAUUAUUUGAUGAUGUUUAAUGUUUGUUACAGAUAUAAAAAGAAAUGAACUAUUUACUAUACAAAGGAUAGAUAUUAUGUAUAAAAAUAUUGUCAAUCUGUUGUUACCUACUUGUAGAUACUAUGAUUCUGAAGGAGGUUUGACAGAAUGUGAGAGGUGACUUUGGUCAUCAUUGCAAGUGAUAUUCACAUUCAAAGUAAAGCAAAGCACACAUUAACUGUGUGUUGAUUCUCAUAUGAAACUGUUAGAGUCAAUCUCAGCAUGGUUUGUAGUCUUACACCGAGUAUCAUAGGUUGAAAAAUUUUGCCUCAGAGAACUUCUACUCAGUUUUGGUCAACAGAAUACUCAGUUCAGAAUAAGUCAUCAUUUUUUUUGUAAUCACAACAAAAUUGUGAUAAUUUAAUUCUGACAGUAAUGAAAGAUGUUACAUAUUCCUGUAUUUGCUGACAUUUAUUGUGGUUAACUUUUUUGUGUCAAUGAUUGUAUAUUUUGUAAUGGACAUACUGUGUAAUUUCUGUGCUAACUUUACUGUCUAAAUGGACGAGGGUGCGCUGAAAAGUAAUGCCUCCAAAUUUUUUUUAUAUGAAAACUCUUAAAGCUUUGUUAAUAAAACAAAUAUUAUUGAUAUUCUACAUCUUUAUUCUUCAUGUUUACAUAUUUAUUUCUCAACAUAGUCACCCUGGCAAUGACCACAUUUCUCCCAAUGAGAGACCAGUUAGUUGAUACCGCCACUGUAGAAUGCUUGACUUUGUUGUUGGAGCCGCAACCUCACCUCUGCUUGCAGCACUUCAUCACUAUUAAAGUGAAGGCCUCGAAGGUAUCCUUUAAGUUUUAAAAACAGGUGAAAAUCAGAUGGGUGUAAGCUGGAACUCUAUGGAGAAUGAUAAAUGACAGUGAAUCAAAGGCAUCAGGUUGUUGCAUAUGUCACAUUGAUUGUGUGUGAUCUGGCACUGUCAUGCUGAAACAUAGGGUGGUCCACGUGUGGACGAACACUUUGAAUUCAAAACUCGAUUACAGCACACUGUUUCUCAUGUACCCACAUAGAUAAGUUAGACACUGGAGAAACGUAAAGAAUAAACAUGUAGAAUCUUAAUAAUGUUUGUUUCAUUUUAAAAGCUUUAAGAGUUUUCGCAAAUGAUUCAGAGGAAUCACUUUUCAUCAAGCACUCAUAUUAUCACAUCAUAGUAUGCUAAACAGUUCAUGUGGACUCGGCCACCAGUGACACUUCACACUUCAUGUGUUGCAGUGGAAUGUUUGGCACUUCAUUCACAGAUGAGAAAGAAGUGUAUGCGUGGUUUUCUAUAUGCAAAUAUUUUCUGCUAUUUUGUUUUAGUCAGAGUAAUGUUGUGGUUCCUGUUUACUGUCAUUUUGUGAAAGAUAUAACAAGUUUUGGAUAUACAUGUUACUUGCUUUGCAGGAAAAGUUAUGAAAGAACUUGUGACCUUUCAUUUAAUUUGUAUAAUAAUUCUUUAGUAGCUCACUAAUGUUUUGUUUUUCCAUUUGUUUGUGAGCCAUGAUAAAUACUGUAAAUUUUUUUUUAAAUAUUUAAAUGCACGCACUUAGUGAUGCUUGGUUAAAUGUUGUCAGUGUGAGUGUACUCCAUGUGUUGUACGUGUGUAUUCCACGUGUUGUACUGUUUAUGAAUAAUUUCUGUUCAUAUACUGUGUCAA
Molecule: messenger RNA, 3889 nt
Organism: Schistocerca serialis cubense
Lineage: Eukaryota; Metazoa; Arthropoda; Insecta; Orthoptera; Acrididae
Product: LMBR1 domain-containing protein 2 homolog
Exons: 11
Coding region: 152-2239 (695 amino acids)
Cellular component (GO): membrane
Source: RefSeq, a predicted model, not a curated record